AUGGUUCUCCAGAGGCUCCCCCCUUCUGCCCUUGCGGCUGUGCAGCCAUGGGCAUUCCGUUCAGAGUCCCGAGGUGUGGCCAACGACUCGGUCAACGCCAUGGUCGACUUCGACUUCGAGCAGCUCCCCGCGUGCAUCUCAAUCCAAGACUUCCUGCGGUGCAGCCACUGCCGCCACUUUCCUCUGCUCUGGGACGCGCAGACCAAGUGCGUGGGCUACCGCGCGCUGCUGCGGGCGGUCAAGUUUUGGCCCGCCAGCCACGAAUGGCGCGAGCUCAUCCGCAGCACGUGGGGGCAGGGGCUCCGCCCCUUCCUGCUGGUCCCUGGGGUCCAGCAGGACGAGAGCGCUGGGCGGCUGGCGGCGCUGGAGGCGCUGGCGGGGUUGGCGGCACUGCAGGCGCGCGAGCACAGCGACGCGCUGCAGCGGGCCUUCCCCCACACCUUCCUCACCACGCUCCAGCACCUGCUCUACUGCCUGGCCGAGCGCCGGCCGCGCGCGCGCUUCCGGCUCAGCCGCGGCGACGACGUCUCCGCGCACACCGCAGACGUGCUCCACUGACUGCAGACGCGGCAGCCACCGGGCCGCCCCCUCCUCGCCGGGCAGCUCCUGGCCCGCUCGGUGCCGGUCCGCGACGGCUGCAGCAAGUCCUUUGAGCCCCCGCGGCUCUACCCCGGGCAGGCCUACCGGCUCCCAGCCCCGCGCGAGGCCGCCCGCCACAGCCCGCUCUUCCCCAGGGACGCCUACAGGGGCACGUGUCUGCAGCGCGCUAGCCCUGCGCCGGGCAGUCCUUCCACCCCUGCCUGCGCGGCGAGCGGCGGCCUGUGCACCGCUGUGCGCCCUACGAGAUGCUGCUCACGUGGGAGGCGCUGCGCGAGCCGGGGGUGA
Messenger RNA from Neogale vison (American mink), 885 nucleotides. It is a transcript of the gene B3GNT6, whose product is annotated as UDP-GlcNAc:betaGal beta-1,3-N-acetylglucosaminyltransferase 6. NCBI's taxonomy places the organism in Eukaryota, Metazoa, Chordata, Mammalia, Carnivora, Mustelidae. The record is from RefSeq and is a predicted model, not a curated record.